Messenger RNA from Phaethon lepturus (White-tailed tropicbird), 1131 nucleotides. RefSeq names its product RNA 3'-terminal phosphate cyclase (gene RTCA). The annotation marks the transcript as partial. The transcript is spliced from 9 exons. Gene Ontology annotation, molecular function: RNA-3'-phosphate cyclase activity. The record is from RefSeq and is a predicted model, not a curated record. Gene Ontology annotation, biological process: RNA processing. Gene Ontology annotation, cellular component: nucleus. Lineage: Eukaryota; Metazoa; Chordata; Aves; Phaethontiformes; Phaethontidae.
AUUGUCACUCCAAGGCCUCAGCAUCUGUCUGGAUUGGAGAUCAUUCGAGAUCUAUGUGAGGGGAGGCUGGAAGGCGGAGAAAUUGGCUCAACAGAAAUAACUUUCACUCCUGGGAAGAUCAGAGGUGGAACCCACAUAGCAGAUACAAAAACAGCAGGGAGUGUGUGUCUACUGAUGCAGGUAGCAAUGCCCUGUGUGCUGUUUGCUGCUUCCCCAUCAGAACUUCAUUUAAAAGGUGGGACUAAUGCUGAGAUGGCUCCUCAGAUAGACUACACAGUCAUGGUUUUCAAGCCAAUAGUUGAAAAGUUCAAUUUCACAUUCAGUUGUGACAUAAAAAAGAGGGGCUACUAUCCUCAGGGAGGUGGUGAAGUUGUAGUCCAAAUGUCACCAGUCAAAGAGUUGAGCCCAAUAAACUUAACAGAACGUGGCAUGGUGACAAAGAUAUAUGGAAGGGCAUUUGUUGCUGGAGCGCUGCCUAUUAAACUGGCAAAAGACAUGUCAGCAGCGGCAGUGAGGUGCAUCAGAAAAGAAAUCAGAGAUCUUUACAUUAACAUUCAGCCUGUUCGAGAACCUGAUGAUCAAGCCUUUGGGACUGGAAGUGGAAUAAUCAUUGUUGCAGAGACUUCAACAGGUUGUUUGUUAGCUGGGUCAUCACUGGGCAAGAGAGGAAAGAGUUCUGACAAGGUUGGCAUUGAAGCAGCAGAGAUACUGCUUAGGAAUCUUAAACAUGGUGGAACUGUGGAUGAUUCUCUGCAAGACCAACUCAUCAUUUUUAUGGCGCUAGCAAAGGGGGUGUCUAGAGUGAAAAGUGGACCAAUUACGCUUCAUACUCAAACAGCUAUACACUUUGCAGAGCAGCUAACAAAGGCCAAAUUUACUGUGACAAAAUCGGAAGAAGAAGAUCCCAGUAAAGAUACCUACAUCAUUGAGUGCCAAGGAAUGGGAAUGAUAAACCCAAAUUUAUAGGGUUUAAAAAAAAAAAAAAGCAGCAAGUUGAUAAAAGCAAAACUCAACAUACCUCAAUGAUGUACAGCACUACAUUUCAGUGGAUGUAUAAUAUGCAUGUGAACAGGAGGAGCCUUCUGUCACAUCUGAGUGAUUUCACUUCAAGGAUGAUGUCAAGUUUUUCCU